AUGCGUCAAGAAGAUCCUGAUGGUUACAAAAACCAUUUGAGAAUGCUCCCAGAAAAAUUUGAUGAAUUGUUAGGAAAAAUUAGGGACAAAAUAACAAAAAAUGAUACUCACAUGCGAAAUGCCAUCCCAUCAAAAACCAAAUUGGAAAUAACAUUAAGAUUUUUAGCUACAGGUGAUUCAUUUGUAUCUUUAGAAGCAUUGUACAGAGUAGGAAAAUCGACGAUUUCACAGUUCAUUCCAAUUGUUUGUAGUGAAAUAGCUACUGCACUAAGGGAUUUUAUUAAAAUUUCUACGAGACAGGAAUAG
Messenger RNA from Parnassius mnemosyne (clouded apollo), 306 nucleotides. NCBI's taxonomy places the organism in Eukaryota, Metazoa, Arthropoda, Insecta, Lepidoptera, Papilionidae. The record is from the annotation of a GenBank genome assembly.